Messenger RNA from Naegleria fowleri, 1491 nucleotides. RefSeq lists its product as uncharacterized. The record is from RefSeq and is a predicted model, not a curated record. The transcript is spliced from 2 exons. NCBI's taxonomy places the organism in Eukaryota, Heterolobosea, Eutetramitea, Acrasida, Naegleriidae. The coding region runs from base 1 to 1491 and encodes 496 amino acids.
AUGACUGACGAUCAUCCCUCGUUAAUCACUAAAAUUGCGCACCUUGAAAAAUAUAUUGAAUACCUACAAUCUACCAUGAAUGAUCUCACUAAAGUAAUUAAUGAUAUGAUUGAAAAGCAACUGCAUGAACCUACUUCUAAUCUUAAAAUCAAUGAUAUCCCUCCAAAUGAUGAGUCAGUUAUGUCCACUCCAAUAUUCCCCCAAACACAAAUACAAGCACCAUCUUCUACACAAACACAUACACAUACACACACACCACACACACUUACACACAACAAAAAAGAACAAAUUCCUAUGAAGAACAAAUACCAAAGCCGUAGAUUCAACCAAGAAACAACAACCAAUAUCAACCUAAACAAGAAAAAUCUCUCUUCCAAAGAUAACUCGAACCCUAAGGUAAAAAAACCUCAACCAAAAAAAACACCAAAGACCGCAAAAAUGCAAUCAACCCGCCCAACAACUAAGAAAUCUAUCGACUUCAACAAAGGAUUAACAAUAUACUGCGCAACCAACUUGUACAAAAACAAAGAGGCACUUCAAUUUCUCCUCAAUCAACUCAAGGCCUCCAAACUUGCGAAGGAUCCAUGGGUCCCCUCUGAAAGACCAUUCAUACUCCAAAUUGUUCCGUCCUCAUCAAGCUCAAGGGACGAAAUCAUCAAGAACCUCAAUACCGCCAAAAGUCAAACAAACUUUAAAUACUUUAUCUCUGAUAUGUCUCUCCAAAUCACAGAGUUCACCGCUCAACAUCUUACUGGAAACGAUGAAAACAAUAUUCUUCAUAUGCUAUGCAAUUGGCAUGAGAAAUCUAAAGGUUUAAUAGCUAUGAGAAUUAGUAAACCACCAGACUCAAGCUGCUUCAAAACCACUGUUACAGUUAAGAAUUUACAAUCACUACAAGAAAUCCUCUCUAACACCGAAUGGUCUCGCCUCAAAACUUAUACUCAACUAGCUGAAGAUUCCCCUGAAGAUUCCCGUUUUGAAGUCUUUAUCAACCUCUCUACAGAUUUUGAAGAACAUGAAAUCGUAAACGUCGUUAAAGAUAUCACCACUAAAGCAGGAAUUACUAUUCACCCAAACUCUAUCAAAAUCGAUGAAAAGGCAUCUCCUUUUAAUCCUGAAGAAUCAUAUUAUAACAUCAUAGUGUCUCUUAAAUCUGAUACUGAAGUCGAUCGUAUCUUAGAAGUGGUCCAUCCUAUUGAAACCAAGCAUGGCAGAAUCAUCACAAAAUCCUUCAAGUCCAAAGCGCAGUUCUUUAAAGAAAAAGCUAUCUCCAAAUCAAAUCAAUCAACAGAGAAAGAAAGCUCUAACUUCUCAACUAUUACUACUCCAAAUAAUUAUGAAGCAAGGUUUACCAGCCUUGAAAAAAGAGUCUCCAAUAUGGAAAGCAAUAUAUCAUAUAUUGCUAAGAAUAUGGAAACUCUAAUGCACAGCGUUAAAAGACUCGUCCAAGCUGGGAAGAGAAAGGACAUGCAUGAUGAAGAUAUUGAAUGA